UGUAAGCACGGUUCUGAAAACCACGAUGAUCACCUCCAAAUCUAAUUUGUGACAUGUCCACGUUUUUUCUGAUAAGGAAAUGUUUUUUAAAGACGGUUUGAAAUCUUGAAAUGUUUGGAUAAAAAUCGAUGAGCCUUUUGGGCUGGAUUUGUGUGGAUCGGGCUCUUAUACCGUAUCAAAUUCGAUAGGCUUCAAACCUAAAACAAAUCAAUGAUAUUUGGGCUGUAUAUUAUUUAUACAUGAAAAUAAAAAAAGAGACAGCAAAUGAGGGCAGAAUAAUCUCUGAUACUGUCAAAGUUGCAGCCAGCCAGGCAAUCAUGGAACCAACGCCGCCGUCACUUGGGGUUAGAAAACGUAGGAAGAAGACGAUUUCAGAUCUGCUUCCGAUCGAUCUAGUUAUGCAGAUAUUCAAACGGUUACCGGUCAAAACUCUAGCGAGGCUUAUCUGUGUCUCGAAGCUCUGUGCAUCCAUCAUCCGCAGCCGAGAUUUCAUGAAAGUGUUCCUUACCAACCGACAUGGUCGUCUCUUCUUCACCUUCAAGCGUUACAAAGAUAGUAUCCUUUUCACGGCAUCCCUUCAAACCCUAAAUCCAUGUGAAGCCUCCGUAGCUAUGACUCAUCCUGCAUUUGAUGUCGACGCCAAGAAUUGUUCCUAUCUUCAUGGUUUGAUUUGCUAUGCAAGUGCUUGUGCAUCGAGGGUUCUAGUAUACAACUCCAGCACCAGAAAAUUGACCACAUUGCCCAUAUUCCAACCCGGGACUCCUGUCAGAAACCACUUCUUAGGUUAUGAUGGUAUUGGUGGUGUUUACAAAGUGUUGUGUAGGACAGGACCAAAUCCUGUUUUUCAGAUCAUGACCUUAGGAGACGGGAGUUCAUGGAAGACGGUUAACGUUGGUCAGUACUCUCAUUUUCCUCUCAAGAAACAUAUAUGUAUCGAUGGUGUUUUAUAUUAUGAAGCUUGUGCUGACAAGAACUUGAAGGGAACUGCAUUCAUCAUGAGAUUUGAUGUUAGGUCCGAAAGUUUUGAACGUGUCAAAAUGUCCGGCGAUAAUGUCAAAUGUUCAGCAAUGGUAACGUACGAGGGGAAGCUGGCUAUCAUAUCCAAGGUAAUUUCAGCUGAUGGUAGCGUGGUUUUGUGGGUUCUUGAGGAUGCAGUGAAACAUAAAUGGUUGAAGAAGGUUUUUGUUUUGCCUAAUUCGUGGACAAGUUUAGUUCAGGGCCAAAGCACAGCAGCUUAUUGGUUUCAUCGUUUCGUUGACGUCAAUGAUGCGGGUGAAUUUGUUUUGGCACCGUCAAGUGUGCGUAUUCGACACUAUGUUCUAUUUUAUGAUCCAAAAAGAAAUAGUAUGAGAAAAGUCGCGGUAAAUGGAAUCAAAGUGCCUAUACGUUACGACAGCAACAGACGAUUUAAUCGUCCCGAUUCUUGUAGUCUGCUCCAUCUCUUCUCCAGUCAGGUUGAGAGUCCCAUGUUUCUGUAAGAAUCGUAAGAUGAUGGUCUGUUGCAACCUUCAAACUAUGUUGAAAUGUGACCUAGCCGGUCUUUUGUUUAUUGGGAAGUCUCAUGUUUGUGUUAUAUUUGGUUACAUUUUCACCAUAACGACAGUUUGUUUAUGUUAUAUUGGAAUAUUGGUUACAUUUCC
This is a messenger RNA of Brassica napus (rape), 1640 nucleotides long. RefSeq names its product putative F-box protein At5g44220. Gene Ontology annotation, molecular function: protein binding. Bases 240 to 1478 code for a protein of 412 amino acids. The record is from RefSeq and is a predicted model, not a curated record. The transcript has a single exon. NCBI's taxonomy places the organism in Eukaryota, Viridiplantae, Streptophyta, Magnoliopsida, Brassicales, Brassicaceae.